AUGAUUCCUGUGGAGCAGAAAGCAGCUGAGGUCCAAGCGCAGGCGUCAGUCGUAUUAGUGGAGGAAUAUGACCGCGUGGACCUGAACUUGAGAAAAAGGCAAGUGGAGGCAUCUCAGGUCACAAAGCCGCACUCCCUCGAUACUGUCUGCCAGGCUUCUCCCACAGCACGGCAAGCCAUUCUUUUGGAGAUCUUAGGAGUACCCGAGUCAGCUCUGUGUGUUGUUCCCCUACAUUUGAAGAUGGCUAUAGCGGUAACUGUUUUUUGGCAACGAGAAGCUAAUCCUACACCCACACCGCUUCAACUCCAUGCUCUGCUGAUGGGGUUUGUAUAUGGAGAGUUAAACCUGCAACAUGAUUCUGGUCCACAACAGAAUUUGAGUCAGGAUCGUGGUUUGAAUGCAGCUCUGACUCGACAGCGCAUCAGAGCAGGAGAGAGAAGAGGCUUGGAUCUCAGUGAUGCUCAUGCUUACAGUCAAUGGCAGGCCUGCCUUUGGGCUGCCCUGUGCCUCAACCAGUUACUGCUGCAAGCCCUACCUGAGCCCUGCUUAUCAUGGGUGUUCAGCGGUACUUUGGUACAUGGUCUUGCAAAAUAUUUAAAAGAAGGCCGGACUCCUGAAUCUAUGUUGCACAAAUCUAUCUUAUCGGAGCAACUCUUCUCUUCUCUGCUGGACACUGUGAACAAGUGUGUCAUAAGAAAAACAACUCCAAAAUCAGCAAGCAGCAAGAGAAGUGGACGCAGGAGGAAAGGUGGCAGCGCACGUGGAAACACCGCCACUAAAGAGAUAAAUAAUCGUUUUGCGCUGCUGAAAGACGAGGAGGAUACAUAA
Messenger RNA from Knipowitschia caucasica, 828 nucleotides. The record is from the annotation of a GenBank genome assembly. NCBI's taxonomy places the organism in Eukaryota, Metazoa, Chordata, Actinopteri, Gobiiformes, Gobiidae.